CCGAAAAAAUCGAUAUUUCCCACGAAAAUUGUGCAUUAUUUCCGGCUCAACGCGGAGCUGCACCUGUAACUUGUAAUUAUGUCCUACAACGGCUCCUACCAUCAAAAUCAUCAUUCAACACUUCAAGUCAAAUCGAAAUUUGAUUCUGAAUGGCGUCGUUUCUCAAUACCAAUGCAUUCUGCGUCUGGUGUCUCUUACGAUGGGUUCCGGAGCCUUGUCGAGAAGCUUCAUCACCUGGAAAGUGUCCAAUUCACACUGUGCUACAACUCGACUGGCGGUGAUCUUCUACCAAUCACAAAUGACGAUAACCUCCGAAAAUCGUUCGAAUCGGCUCGCCCACUGCUCCGUUUGCUCAUUCAACGCCGCGGUGAAUCAUGGGAAGAGAAAUAUGGUUAUGGUACAGACUCUGAUAAACGAUGGAAGGGAAUUUCAUCACUUAUGGCACAAAAACCACCGAAACGCAGUUAUUCAAUCUCGAAUCCCGAAGAUUUUCGACAGGUCUCUGCAAUCAUCGACGUGGACAUUGUGCCAGAAGCUCAUCGCCGUGUCCGUCUCUGCAAGCACGGACAAGAACGACCACUUGGAUUCUAUAUUCGUGACGGAACAUCGGUUCGAGUGACAGAACGAGGCGUCGUCAAAGUUUCAGGAAUUUUCAUUUCCCGGCUUGUCGAUGGUGGGCUCGCCGAGUCCACAGGCCUUCUUGGUGUUAAUGACGAGGUGCUCGAGGUGAAUGGAAUUGAGGUUCUCGGAAAGACGCUGGAUCAGGUCACUGAUAUGAUGGUCGCCAAUGCUCAUAACUUGAUUAUUACUGUAAAACCUGCCAACCAACGAAACACACUGUCACGAGGACCGUCACAACAAGGAACACCGAACGCCAGUGAGAUGUCGGCCGCCACCGCAGCCGCUACAGGUGGAAUUCAGCGCCCGAUGAAAAUGAACGGAAGCUCCGACGGCAGUUAUCAUCCGAAACAGCACGACGCAAAUGAUUCGGACAGUGGAGAGGACUGAAAAACUCUUUUCAGCCAUUUUUCCUCGAUUUUUUCAGAAAAAAAAACCACAAAAUGUGACCAUUUUUAUACAUAAUUAUAUUAUUUAUAUUCUCGCUAAAACCACACACACACACAACCAAAACCGCUUAAUUUAUUUAUUUUCCCCUUUUUCUCCUAAUUUUUAAUCAAAUUUGUCGGCUUUCUCUUCACUUUUUUGCGCACAAUUUUCACUUUUAUUUCCCCCGUUUCUCGCCCCAAAAUGUGCCUUCCUUUCGCCCUUUUUAUGUGAUUUUUCCCCUUCAGAGCUCUCUGAGCCCAUACUUUUUUUUUCGAACUUUGGCUCAAAUUUUUUGACAACAGACACGACAUACAAUUUUUCCCCUGAAAUUCACAUUAUUAGUGAGAAUAAAUUAUUUAUUUC
This is a messenger RNA of Caenorhabditis elegans, 1410 nucleotides long. It is a transcript of the gene par-6, whose product is annotated as Partitioning defective protein 6. Bases 79 to 1008 code for a protein of 309 amino acids. Gene Ontology annotation, cellular component: bicellular tight junction; plasma membrane; cytoplasm. Lineage: Eukaryota; Metazoa; Nematoda; Chromadorea; Rhabditida; Rhabditidae. The transcript is spliced from 8 exons. The record is from RefSeq and is marked reviewed.